Chondrus crispus (carragheen) is the source of this 1266-nucleotide messenger RNA. RefSeq lists its product as hypothetical. Lineage: Eukaryota; Rhodophyta; Florideophyceae; Gigartinales; Gigartinaceae. The coding region runs from base 1 to 1266 and encodes 421 amino acids. The transcript has a single exon. The record is from RefSeq and is a predicted model, not a curated record.
AUGCACAAGAAGAUUGAUCCCCAUCCCUCUCCAUCUGUUGUACACACACAAACCCCCCCCCCCCCUCCCCCCUCUUGCGCUUCACCUAACACAACUCAAUCUAGGCUAACCAUCCCAAUCUCACCACCGCUCCCCUGCGUCCCCCGACUUUCUCCCCUGCCUGUCGCUAUGCCGCGCCGCAGACCAAUCCGCGCCUUCGAAACCCUUCGCCACGCCAUGUCCUCCCUCCAGCACACCUGCAUCGGUCUGUUCACGCUGAUGCUCCUCCUACUAGCCCUUCUCCAAUUCUCCAACCGCUUCGACACAAGCAUCUGCGACACAGCGCAUGCGCAGGAGCACCCGCUUCUCUGCGGCACGUCGCGCCGCGUGUGCCGCGACUUCCCGGCCCCCGAGGCCCCCCCGCCGCUGGUCGUGAUCGCGGCGGGCGGCUCCCGCGCAGGCUCCACCUGGCUCUUCAACGCCCUGCGCAUCCUCCUGCGCGUGCGCGACCCCAACACUGUGGCCGGCUGGCAUGCCGACCUCUCCGCGUGGCACGACCGCUACGCCGUACGGCCACCCAACGCCACAGGCGAGCCUACCGCGCGCGCGUUCCAGCGCAUGGGCACCUCCCUUCUGGUCAAGGUCCACCUCCUCCAGGACUGGCACCACUUCCAGGCCACGGAGGACGCCGACGCCAAGAUGGAACAGCACGUGGACGCAGUGUUCACCAGCUACAGAGACGUGCGCCAUGUCGUUCGGUCCGUGCGCGACAUGGGCUGGGGCGUCGAUGUGCCGCUGGGCAGGUUGACUCAUCCUGACUUUUGCCGGAAGCGUGCGCCCCAGCAGAGGCACAAGACGCUGACGGCGGGGCAAUACCACGACAAGUCGGUGUGGGUGCGGCAGGCGCUGGCGACGAUCCGGUGCCGGGAGGUGCUGCUCGCGGCGGCGGGGGGGAAGCUGAAGAUGGACAUCAAGGCGGAAGACAUGCGCGGGUUGAGCGAGGCGGCCACCGUGGCGGUGCUGCGCGACAUGGGGACGCACUUGGACUACGCGUAUUCGGAGGGCGAGCUGGAGGGCGCGGCGCGCGAGCUGAUGCGGCUGCGCGCGCCGCUGUGCAACGCCGGUGCGGUCGCGAUGGACCUCAACCCCGUGACGCACCUGCACCGCGGGCACGUGCAGGUGGACAAGUCGCCGGCCGCCGGGUUAGUGGAGCGGCGAGGCAUGGGCGCGAUUACGGCGGACGCAGACUGCGCCCUGUGGCUGACGCGACAUGGUUACGUGCCGUGA